Hypoxylon trugodes is the source of this 1464-nucleotide messenger RNA. RefSeq names its product putative flavin-binding monooxygenase. The transcript has 2 exons. NCBI's taxonomy places the organism in Eukaryota, Fungi, Ascomycota, Sordariomycetes, Xylariales, Hypoxylaceae. The record is from RefSeq and is a predicted model, not a curated record. The coding region runs from base 1 to 1464 and encodes 487 amino acids.
AUGGCGGCGCCUCAAUGUGGAUUCGAAAAAGCUGAAAUCCUCGAUGUUCUCAUCAUCGGAGCAGGAAUUUCCGGCAUCAACUGUGCGUACCGUCUACAGACCGACCUUCCCCAUGUCAAAUUCGCGAUCCUCGAGGGUCGCGAUCGAAUUGGCGGCACCUGGGACCUAUAUCGAUAUCCUGGUGUCCGCAGCGAUUCAGACAUCUAUUCCAUGGGCUUCGCGUGGCAUCCUUGGUCCUUCGAUCAACCGAUAGCCACUGGAGACCAGAUCGUAGAAUACCUUUCUGACGCCGUGUCAAAGAAUCACCUAGACCGCCACAUUCGAUUUCGCCAUAUGGUAUCAUCCGCGAACUGGUCGACACCGGAUCAAAAUUGGACUUUGGUUGCUAAAGAUCACGAUGGUCUGUACAAGUACUUUCGCGCCCGUUGGAUAAUUCUAGGGACGGGAUACUACGAUUACGACACCCCUCUCCAUGCAGACAUACCCGGUUUAGACAGUUUCAAGGGGCAGAUCAUUAAUCCACAGUUUUGGCCGUCAGAUUUCAAUUAUAAUAAUCAGAAAAUCGCCGUUAUCGGUAGUGGCGCAACGGCUGUAAGCUUGCUACCCGCGCUGCCGGAGAGGGCCGCCCAGGUUACGAUGAUCCAGCGGAGUCCGACCUACAUACAUCCGUCUCCAAAUACUGCAUGGCUGCAGCUCUACUUCCCUCGGUUUCUUGUCGAUUUAUACCGGCGUAUACGUUACCUCAUCACUCCUUACCUCAUGGUCCUACUAUGCCGCUACUAUCCUGACCUUGUCAAAGACAGCUUUCGUAAGGAAGUCACAAAACUACUACCAAACCCAAUUGACUAUGACACACAUUUCAAACCACGCUACAAUCCGUGGGAUCAACGUAUCUGUACUGACCCUGACGGUACGUUCUACAAGACGCUCCAUCUGCCGAAUGUGCAUCUCAUCACCGGCGAGAUCGAUACGGUAACAAACAGCGGGAUCAGAAUGCAAGAUGGCCAGAUAGUGGAUGUCGAUACCAUCAUCACCGCGACGGGUAUCAAAAUGCUUAUGGGGGGUAAAAUCGACCUUAAAGUCGACGGCGAGCCUGUAUCGUGGCGGCGCCGUUAUAUCUGGAAUGGGGCCAUGUUAGACUCGGUCCCAAACAUGAUGUUCAUGUUCGGAUAUACUAAUCACUCUUGGACUCUCGGAUCCGAUGACACUGCCAUCGUCCUAACCAGGCUUUGGAGAUACAUGGAAGGAAGGGCAGUUAAAAUUGCAAUCCUUAGGGUACCGGCCGAUGCGGCAACAGGCACACAACGUUUAUGGCAGCUGAAUGCCACUUAUGUAUUGGCAGCAGAUGACGAACUGCCUGUUUAUGGAAUGUCGGGAAAUUGGAAGCCAAGAAACCGCCCACCCAUUGACUAUGUCCAUGCGCGAUGGGGGGAUUUCACGAGUGGGUUAGAUUUCUGUGCCUGA